AAGGAGAGAGUGGAACGCUCACGAAGGUACACAUCUACGGAAUCACCAGAGCCACUUCCGCCCACACGAAAGAUGGCGGCUCCCUUGAUGGAGAAAUUGUCGGAAUCUUUAGGUUCCCCAGAACCUGCGGUUCGACUGAUUCUGUCCGUUUUAGUCGGGUACCCCUGUGCCCUGCUGUACCGCCGCUUCUUCUUCCACCAGCCACCCACUGUCAUUCACCUAUACCACGCCAUCUCCGGACUGUCUCUGGCGGCUUUCAACUUUGGAACCCAGCUCUAUCACUCUGCAUUAUGCGUCCUUGUCCAGUUCCUGAUGAUGAGGCUUAUGGGAAGGACGAUAACAACCGUCCUGGCCAGCUUUAUGUUUCAAAUGGCAUACCUGCUGUCAGGCUACUACUACACCGCUACAGAAGAAUAUGAUAUCAAGUGGACCAUGCCCCAAUGUGUCCUUGCACUCAAACUUAUCGGUUUGUCGUUUGAUUACUAUGACGGUGGCCAGGAACCAUCCAAGUUGAAUGAGGAGCAGAAGAGGUCAGCCCUAGCCAAAGUUCCCUCUCUGCUGGAGGUAAUCGGCUUCUCCUACUUCUACGGAGGCUUUCUGGUGGGGCCCCAGUUCACACUACGCAGCUACCAGAGGCUCGUCAAAGGGGAGCUCACCGACUGCCCCGGACAGCCACCUAACAGUGUUAUACCUGCUAUGAAGCGAUUCUCCCUUGGCCUCCUCUGCCUGGUGAUCUACGCAAUAUUCAGUCCCCACUACCCAGAUAGCUAUUACCUAACAGACGAGUAUGACGCCCAGCCGUUCUGGUACCGCUGUGUCUUCAUCCUCCUUUGGGCCAAAGUCAUCCUGUACAAAUAUGUCAGCUGCUGGGUCAUAGCGGAGGGCGUCUGUAUACUCUCUGGGCUUGGCUAUAAUGGCCUGGGUCAGAAUGGCGAGUACCAAUGGGACGCCUGCGCAAAUAUGAAGGUGUGGACAUUUGAGACCACACCCCUUUUCACGGGCACCAUCGCCUCCUUCAACAUUAACACCAACGCCUGGGUGGCCAGGCAUGUGUUUAAGCGGUUGAAGUUCCUAGGCAAUAAGCUCCUGUCUCAGGUGACCGCGCUUGCGUUCCUGGCCAUCUGGCAUGGCACGCACUCCGGAUACCUCCUAUGUUUCUCCAUGGAGUUUAUCAUCGUAAAUGUGGAGAGACAGGCCCAAGCGCUGGUGAGGGACAGUCCCCUGCUGACCCGCCUGGCCAACAGUUCCCUCUACCCCCUCAUCUACCUGGUCCAGCAGUUCAUCCACUGGCUCUUCAUGGGCUAUCCUUUGGUGCCCUUCUGCCUCUUCACCUACGACAAGUGGCUCAGGGUGUAUUCGUCCAUUUAUUUCUGCGGCCACAUAUUCUUCUUCACGUUGUAUCUAGGCAUCCCGUAUCUCCGCAAGGUGCUGGUACCUAGAAAAGAACGGAGCGAGAAAAAGGAGGACUAGGAACUACGUUAGGUCUCUGGCUGAAUCUCCACCCAGGAUGUGACUGAAGGGAACUGUGACUUUUAACUAGGAGCGGAUCAGAAAAUAUUUUAAAGCCUUUAAUAUUUGUGUACACAUUUUUCUUUCUAUUUAUUUUAGUGUUUUGGACGGGACGCACGUUUUUUUUGGGACCAGGGAGAUAAAGGUACAGGAAAUAACCAUUGUGAGCCAAUCAGGGGUGUUUUCUUGGUUUUUAGAACUUGAGAGACUGAAGUCUUAUAUACACAGUAUAUUGCACUCGCCACUCACGGGCUCUGGAUCCGUAGGCAGCUCUGUUUUACGAUCUCUCUUCCUGUUUCAACCCUUCCCUCAAGUCCAUAUACACGGUGUAUACAAAACAUCCUAAUAUUGAGUUGCACCCCCCCCAUUCUUUAUACACAUAGAUACUGUUGAGUGUGAAAAACCCAGCAGCGUUUCAGUUCUUGACAAAAGCCAGUGCGCCUGGCACCUACUACCAUACCCCGUUCAAAGGCACUUAAAUAUUUUGUUUAUAUUCACCGUCUGAAUUGACACACACACAAUCCAUGGCUUAAAAAUCCUUAUUUGUCCUAUCUCCUCCCCUUCAUCUACACUAAUUGAAGUGGAUUUAACAAUUGACAUAAAUAAGGGAUCUUAGCUUUUGCAUGAUUCACCUUGUGAGUCUGUCAUGGAAAGAGCAGGUGUUCUUAAUGUUUUCUCUACUCCGUGUGUAUAUAGCCAUGUCUGUGCAGGCUCUAUGGUUCAGGCACAACAAAUGUUUUUGGCACUUUCAGAUUUAAUGUAAACAUUCAUUUUGUUGAGAGAACAAAAAACCAAGGAUUGCUGCUCUGAUGGGAAUUAUAUAUUUUGGGGGAGGAGUGUUUUCAUUGGCCAACACUCACUCACAAGAAGCACUGUACACACUAACACGUGACUCAAAAAUGGCCUUGUAUUAUCAACUGUUUUUACAUUUAUUCUGGUUUCAAUUCAGAUUUUGUUUCCGUUAUUUUUGUGACGAGACUGGAUUUUAUAGCUAUUUUAGGAGGGUUUUACGAUCAACCGUUUUGUAGCUUUGGAUAAGAUUCCAUGAAGGGAUUUCAAUGCUCUCCUCUUCCCCCAUCUCCCUCUCCUCAUGACCCUUUUCAUCCUCCUCUUUGUCUGCCGUCGUCCUCUCACUCCAUUGCCACCCCACACCCUUCCGACUGUCUCUGAACAAACUGGAAAACAAAUUCCCAACUUAAACAACAGGUAACCAAAACCACCACUUUUACAUUGAGUGACAUCACCAUACCAAUGUCAGCAGCAUCACAAGUGGUCUCCAGUGAGAUCUAGCACCUUCCUCGAUCUUUCUUAGGACUUGGUAAAACUUUGCCCUAACCACUGACGCAAGGUCAGAUCUAGAAUGUUUGACUUGUCAGAUACUCUGUUCCUACAUCUACCACUAUCCUUUUCCAAUGCAGAGACACAUUGGGAGAGCAGUGACUCACUGUAGCAACAACCCACAUUUUAAUAAUAUUUAUACUUGUGGUAAUAAUUAAUUGAUGUGAAUUAAUUGUUAUUUCAGAGACUACUUUUUUGCCUUAUUGCUACCAAAUGUACAAAGGAAAAGAGAAAUGGGGAAAAAAUAAUUUUAAAUACAUUUUUUGUAAUGUUCAUUAAAAUGCUGGAUUUUAAAAACCAAA
Molecule: messenger RNA, 3149 nt
Organism: Oncorhynchus mykiss (rainbow trout)
Lineage: Eukaryota; Metazoa; Chordata; Actinopteri; Salmoniformes; Salmonidae
Product: lysophospholipid acyltransferase 5
Biological process (GO): lipid modification; phosphatidylcholine biosynthetic process
Cellular component (GO): membrane
Molecular function (GO): lysophospholipid acyltransferase activity; 1-acylglycerophosphocholine O-acyltransferase activity
Source: RefSeq, a predicted model, not a curated record